AAUCCAUAGGCCACCGCGUCUAAGUAUCUCGAGUUCAAAAAAAUUAAGUACCUGCAGUUUUACUUCUACCUAUUAAACUUUUCUCUGCAAACUUUGUCCAAUUAUCAAUAAAUCAAUCCCAAAUAUUAUAUAUAUAAUGGAACCCAAACUAUCUUCACUUUCUCUAUCAGAAACAACCCACAAUACCUUUAACACAUCAACCCCACCACCGUCUUCCUCUUAUUCUACUUCUUCUUCUUCUUCAGUAAACCGGCUAUGGCGACCUGCAGCUCAAAGAAACAUGAAAAACCAAUGGUCACGGUUCAAUUCACUCAGACAACAGUGGCUGUCUUCAUCUUCAACCGCGAGAUCACAUGCUACCUCACUCGUUAACGCUUUUCUUUCUCAGAGGUACAUGAAAGAUAUGGAGUUGGGUGUUUUAAGUGAUAUGCCUAACAUCCAAAAGAAAGCUUGUUGGAAGUUACUGAAGCAACAGGCUAUUCACCGUGAUAAUCUCUUGUCCUCGUACAAGGACAUGGUGGCUACAGUAGUUAGCAUGGUCAACACAAGUACAUCUCUGAGAUGUUUCCUUAAGGGGGGAACCAAUAGUCCGUUUAUACAGUUUUCUAGCAAUUUUGAGGACAUCAAUGACAAUGGUGAUGGUGGAGGGGUACCAGUGUUUACAUUUUGGUCUAUAUCAUCUUUUGAAAAAAUAGCCAGUGAACUGGUUCAGAUGUUCAAAUUGGAACUAAAUUUAAAGCGAUUACUUGUGGUAGAGUUUCUCUCCCUUACAGCUAAAGAAGAUUUGAUCACCAAAAAGCCAAGUUGGUCCGAUGAAAUCUAUGAAGGGGAACAUGAUGAUUUGAGUAGGUGCAACUUGGAUUGUAGAGAAUUUGGAUUAACUGAUUUGGCUUCUCCAAACUUGGAUGGUUGCAAAUCGAGGAUUCUUAUGCAACCAACUGGCCAACCUGACUCUGAUGUCGUACAGAUUUACUUAACAGCCUGGCUAACAGAUGUUAACAUGGAUAAACAAAGGGUGGACGAUAUAUUUUCUGAAGUGGGAGAAGAAAUGCAUGUUAACUUUGUUUCCUGAAGUUGGCAAUGCGGGGAAGUAAUCUUGCUUGAGCAUAUGUUUCUUCUCAAUUCCUUGUUUCUGGUGAGAUGAAUUAGUUUUUGGUAAAGCUUAUUAUAUAUAAGAAUUCGGCAGAAACACUAUUUUGAUUCAUGACAAUCUUUCUGAGUAAUACACUGUGAGGAGGUUAACCUGUUAACCUAGUACAGUAUUCUGGUUGUAUUUAAUUGAUAGUGGAGCACAUGAUGAAACAGAAACAAUUUGCUAUUAA
Molecule: messenger RNA, 1322 nt
Organism: Erigeron canadensis
Lineage: Eukaryota; Viridiplantae; Streptophyta; Magnoliopsida; Asterales; Asteraceae
Exons: 8
Coding region: 137-1072 (311 amino acids)
Source: RefSeq, a predicted model, not a curated record